GGAAAGGGAUGAAUGUUAAUUUCAAAGAUGGCGGCGGAAGGAGGAGGGAAGGAGAUGAACGAAAUUAAAACUCAGUUCACCACUCGGGAAGGCGUCUACAAACUCCUCACUCACUCCGAAUACAGCCGCCCCAACAGGGUGCCUUUCAACUCGCAGGGCUCCAACCCGGUUAAGGUCUCCUUCGUGAACGUCAACGACCAGUCGGGUAACGGCGACAGGAUCUGUUUCAAUGUGGGCCGRGAGCUCUACUUCUACAUCUACAAAGGCGUUAGAAAGGCUGCUGACUUAAGCAAGCCCAUAGAUAAGCGCAUUUACAAGGGGACGCAGCCGACGUGUCAUGACUUCAACCAUCUCACAGCGACAGCGGAGAGUGUAUCCCUGCUGGUUGGUUUCUCGGCGGGACAGGUACAGCUCAUCGACCCCAUCAAGAAGGAGACAAGUAAACUCUUCAAUGAGGAGAGAUUGAUAGACAAGUCCAGAGUAACCUGUGUGAAAUGGGUGCCGGGAUCUGAAAGCUUGUUCCUGGUCUCUCAUGCCAGUGGGAAUAUGUACCUCUACAAUGUGGAGCACACCUGUGGCACCACGGCACCCCAUUACCAGCUGCUCAAACAGGGGGAGAACUACUCCGUACACACUUGCAAGAGCAAAUCCACGKGGAAUCCUCUCCUGAAAUGGACAGUUGGGGAAGGAGCUCUGAAUGAGUUUGCUUUCUCUCCGGAUGGGAAAUUCCUUGCUUGUGUAAGCCAAGAUGGCUUUCUAAGGGUCUUUAACUUUGAUGCCGUGGAGCUUCACGGCACCAUGAAGAGCUAUUUUGGCGGCUUGUUGUGUGUGUGCUGGAGCCCUGACGGAAAGUACAUAGUCGCCGGUGGCGAGGACGAUUUAGUGACUGUGUGGUCGUUCUUGGACUGCAGAGUCAUAGCUCGAGGUCACGGCCACAAGUCGUGGGUGAGCGUGGUGGCGUUUGACCAUUACACCACCAGCGUAGAGGAAAGCGACCCAAUGGAGUUCAGCGGCAGUGACGAGGACUUCCAGGAUCAGAUGAUUCACUUUGGAAGAGAUCGGGCCAACAGUACCCAGUCUCGACUUUCCAAGCGCAACUCUACGGAUAGUCGGCCCGUUAGCGUGACYUACCGGUUUGGCUCAGUGGGCCAGGACACUCAGCUGUGCCUUUGGGACCUCACUGAGGAUAUCCUCUUCCCCCAUCUUCCUCUUUCAAGGACACGGACACAUACUAACGUGAUGAAUGCUACUAGCCCUCCUGCAGGCGCUACAAUUAUCACUAACACCUCUAGUAACACUACUAAUGGAAACAACAGUGGUGCCAAUACUCCUGGCAUUAACUCCGUCUCUGCUACGUUACCACGCUCCAACAGCCUGCCCCAUUCAGCCGGCACCACGACAGCGAACAGUACCAACAAGGCCAGCAGCGGGGGCGGUGGAAUCGGCGGCGGAAUCAUGGACAGUGCCAUCGCUACCGGCGUGAGCAAAUUUGCCACUCUCUCACUCCACGACCGGAAGGAGCGCCACCACGAAAAGGACCACAAACGCAACCACAGCAUGGGUCACAUCAGCAGCAAGAGCAGCGACAAGCUCAACCUGCUGACGAAAACCAAAACGGACCCCGCUAAGACACUGGGCACUUUGCUCUGCCCGCGCAUGGAGGACGUGCCCCUCCUCGAGCCCCUCAUCUGUAAAAAAAUAGCACACGAGAGACUGACUGUACUCAUAUUUUUAGAGGACUGUUUAGUGACUGCUUGUCAGGAGGGAUUUAUUUGCACAUGGGCGAGGCCAGGCAAAGUGGGUUUACUGUCAUCCCAAAACCAAGCCAGCUCUCCCAGUGGAACAGUAGUAUAGCCACAAUAUUUCUGCUGCUAAAGAACCCUGCAACCCAGAGUCUGAUGCUGCUCUUCACCCUGCAAGCAUUGCAAGUUUUGCUUUUCUUUUUCUUUAUAUAUAUUUUUUACCCUUCCCUCUCCCAGUUUUGUUUAUGGCUUUUCUGUUUGUUUGUUUGUUUUUUAUUUAAUUUAUCACUCACUUGACUUAGGGGACAAACUAAACAGGGGAAGGUGUAGUGCAAUUUUUGACUGUUGCGCUAUUGUUGUAUUCUCUGGAGUUUUAACACAUUUUAGGUUUUUUUUUUAUUAUUUAAUUUUUUUUUGUCUCAGAUCUAAUCAGACUGUUAUUCUCUCUGGAAUUAAAGCUUGGCUUUGUUAAUUGCAGACCACACAGUUGUGUCUUGAGAUUAAAAACAAUAGUUUCUUAUUCCACAUACAUCCUGACUACAAUCUGAAUUUUGAAAGAACUCUCCUUUUUAUGAACAAUUGCGUGAGCGUUUGGGGAAAAAAAAAAAAAGAAAAGCGUUCAUCCACUUUUGCCCUCCACUUCUGUCCUUCCUUGUCUAGAAUCUCCCUGUUGAUGACUUUGCACUGAUUUUUUUGUUUUUAUAACUACUCUAACGAAACAGAAACAAGGGUUGAGGAUUGCCUUGUUGCACUUGGCUUUAACAUCCUUAGUCUUGAAUUCUGAAUCUAUAAAAGCAGGAUGCUGCAGUCAUAGUGUUUUUAAAUAAAAUAAAACAAAAAAAAAUGGUUUGCACUUAAAUUUAGUUUAUUAGAAAAAAAGGCUUUACAUUUUUGGYUGUGAAAAGAACUCACAAAUGGCUAAUACAGUAGAUGGAAAAAAAGAUGAGAAAAUUAAAACCUUUAUCUAUUGAGCAUUUAUUUUAAUAUUAUUUCAGAUUUAAAUCUGCUCUGUAUCAUAAUGUGUAUAUUGUAAUUAAUUGAUUUGAUGGGGGCCUAAGCAAACUACCAUUACUCCAAUGGAAGUUUUGUCAUUGAUAGUUAUAUUUCUAAAGCCUAAAGUAUACAUAUUAAUAAUAUUAAAAUAAUCUUGAAUACGCUG
Molecule: messenger RNA, 2901 nt
Organism: Austrofundulus limnaeus
Lineage: Eukaryota; Metazoa; Chordata; Actinopteri; Cyprinodontiformes; Rivulidae
Gene: wdr20a
Product: WD repeat domain 20a
Exons: 4
Coding region: 13-1854 (613 amino acids)
Molecular function (GO): protein binding
Source: RefSeq, a predicted model, not a curated record